AUAAAUAAUAAUAAUAAUAAUAAUAAUAUUAGUGCAAAUUUAAGUGACCCCUCAGUGCUAUUAAAAAAAGAACAAGAAAACCAUGUGGAAUUACAGCAUGACAAUUUGACUCUGCAAACCUCAGAUCAAACACAACACUCUCAUCAACCUCCCACUGAAACAAAUACACCACAAAAUUAUCGCGGUUUAAAUAACUCGGUGAUCAUAGCCAAUUUCAAUAACAGUUCUCAGGCUCAGACAUCCGGCUUAGCUGCCUUUACUCAAAAUUCAAGCAUUGCGACCAAUACAAAUGCCAUUGCCAAUUCGUUAUACAAUCAGAAUUCUUUUGUUGCCAGUGGUGAUCCCAAUCUAAAUCUGGCGGUUAUAGGUAACAACAGUGAACAUCAGCAGCAGCAACAACACCAGGCAUCACCCCAUUCUCAAGUGCAAUUGCAAGUGCCUCCACAGGAACAGCAACAAACAGCAGCCCAACAUCACUCACCUCACCUUACUCAACAUCAACAACAUCAAUUGGCCUGCACCGAACAUUGGCUUAGUACCUAUAAUUCCUGCCCCUAUGAUCUAUCGCUCAGUCAUCCUGGUGUAGAAUUUAGUGCUGCCAAUACCAAGGAUUUCAUCAAUCUGCAGCUUUUGUCGGGGCCUUUUAUAACCAGUCAUUCUACGGUGCAUCAUCAAAGUGCCCCCAGUCCUUAUUACAGCAAUCAUCUGAUGAGUCCCUCCAAUACUAACGCCAUAGCCCCCAACUAUUUACACGAAGAUCCCAACGCCACCAUGCGUUCUAAUCUGGCCCUAUACACCUCACCCUAUGCCCCACAUCAUGAUCCUCAUCACCAUCAUCAUCACCACCAUCACCAUUUGCAUUCCCAUGCCGCCGCCCUCAUGGGUUCACAAAAUAUGGGCACCAGCAAUACCAACACACAUCACACGCUCUCCAAUGUGGAUGAGGUCAUACAGGAUACUCUAAAAGAUGAAUGCCUAGAGGAUUCAGGCGUUAGCUAUGUGACCCUUAACUCAGUGGUGGAUAUGCAGUCACUUAAGGAUAGCUAUCAUUCGCCUAAUCUAAGUCAAGAUUUGACACAUUUGACUGCCAUAGCGCCGGCCCAUUUGCAGAAUACAUCGUCGCCCUCUGCGACACCCCACCAUUCCAUGCAUGCCAUACACUAUAUACAACACAACAAUGCCAGCAGUCCGGUGGCGAAUUCGCCCUCUCCCUCCUCGGCUCUAUCGCAAACGGGUGAAUUGGCCAAUUUGCAAAGUUUUACACAGCUAACGAAUGCCAGUGCAACGGGACAUAGGGAUAUCUACAAUAUGCUGUCGGUUGCAGAGCAGGCGCAAAUGUUUAAUUUCAAUUCGCCGCCAUCGCCAGUUUUAUCCAACAGCUCCGUUUAUGCAACCCCCUUAUUAGCAGCCACCGCCAAUUCUAAUGGUGCCAUGCAUUAUGGCAUGCCGCCAGCAAAUAUUAUGGCCGCUAGCUCCUCACCUCCGCCCCAUCAUGCCAUUACGCCAACGGGAGCCAGCACAACAACAUGCGCCCAGGCAAACUCACCUACACUGACAUCUGCAGGUGGUACAUUGGCCAAUGGUGGUGCCAGCAAUGGAGCCCAUUCGGAUGACUAUGAAGAUGGCUCACCAAAGAGUCAGCACAGUGGCAGUGGUUCAACGGGGGCCACAGGUGGUGCACUACCAGCAUUUCAACGCAUUGCUGGCAAUACCUAUGGAGCAAAUGCAUCCAAUGUGGAACGUUAUGCCUCAAUGGGCAAUUACCAUAAUCAUGCUAGUCCCUGGUCCAAUGCAUAUGAGGCCAUUAGUUAUGCUCCCUCAGCGAUGAGCAAUCAAACAUUGAGCAAUGCCUCCAAUGUUAUACGCAGUGGCGGAGUCAAUGGACGCUCCAGCAAUGGGGCUAAUGCCAGCUCAGAGUCAGCAGCUCAGGCCAAUGCAAAUGGGGCAGCCACUGCUAAUUUGGUGGCCCAUUUGUCGGCCUCAGCUUCUUUGUCAGCAAUGGCCGCUGAAUCGGGCGGGGAUUUCUAUAAGAACUAUGCGCUUAACGUUAUAAAUCGGAAUACAAACACCACCCCCCACAAUCACAGCAACAGCAAUGGCACGCCAAACCAAAAAGAGGAACAUGUUGUUAGUCGUGCUACCUCAAGGCGUAUGAGUUCCUCCAGACGUGCUGGUUUAACCUGUUCCAAUUGUCUUACUACCCAGACUUCGUUAUGGCGACGCAAUCCUGGCGGUGAACCGGUGUGCAAUGCUUGUGGCCUUUAUUUCAAGCUGCAUAAUGUAAAGCGGCCUUUAACCAUGAAAAAGGAUACGAUACAGACCCGCAAACGCAAACCCAAGGGCUGUAAAUCGGAAAAGGCUUCCAAGAAGCAAGCAGCGGCAAAUGCUGCCGCCGCUGCAGCAGUUGUUGCCAAUGAACAACUUAUGAAUGCCAUGGCCAAUUGUAGUGACAACAAUGCCAAUGGCAAUAUUUCGGGCUUAAAUCUCAGCGACAAUGAUAUUAAACCUUUAACACAACACCUAAAUACAUCAACAUCAUCAUUAACACAAUCGGCGGCUACAUCACCCACGACUAGUAUACCAUCGCCUAGCAACAAUAAUCAUCACAAUAUUAACAGCAACAACACCAACAACAGCAUGAAAAUGUCACCUACAUCACCGCUAAUGCAAGUUAAUCAUCAUUUGGGUCAUAUGGUGGGCAAUAUGUCACCGCAAGAAUAUCAUCAACAGCAACAGCAGCAACUAGAUACAGGGUUACAAUCGCCCAUGUUUCAACAACAUCAGCAUACAACGUCGUCAGCCUCAUCAUCACCUACGUCACAUCAUUUGCAACAUAAUAAUAACAAUUCUUCAUUUAAUGAUCAAAAUAAUGCCAAUGAUGAAAAUAUGACACUUGUUAAAUUCUUGCAACAACAGCAGCAGGAACAUCAACGAUCCAGCAACAACAACAACAACAACUCCUCUACAAUAGCAACCAGCAUGAAUGCGAAUUCGCCCAACAACAACCAAACAACCAACAAUCAGACGACGACGGCUAUCACGAAAAUUGCCUCACCCAACAGUCAAUAUCUGCAGCAACAGCUGCAGCAACAUUCGCCCUCCAAUGCUCACAAUCACAGUCCACUUAACACUCAAUACCAUCAUCAGCAACAUGCCAACGAUACGGCAGCCACCAACUCUCCCCCCUUGUCGCCCACAACCUAUGAAUGCUAUGGCGAGCUUAUACCCAAUGCAGCCAAUGAGGAGAGCCUUAUUAAGCUGGAAGAGCGCCAUCAUCAACAUUUACGCCAACAACAACAGCAGCACCAGCAGCAGCAGCAACACUUGCAACGCCAACAGCAGCAAGAAGAAAUGUUGCAUUCGCAUCAUAUGAAUUUGAGUCGUAGUCCCUCCAUGGAUGAGGAAUAUGAUUAUCAACAUUCUCAAUUGUUGCUGCAACAUCAACAUCAUUUGCAACAACAACAACAGCACCAACAUCAGCAUUUUUUGCAAUUCCAAAAUUUUAUGCCACAACAUUUGAGCGAUUUUGGGCGCAAGUUUGAACGUGAGACUGUGGUAAAAAUGGAAUAGUUGUGAAAGCAGAGAGGGGAAAAUGAGUAAGAGAAGGUUUGAGCAAAAUAUCUGAAGGAUAUGAUUUUUAACCACCGAUUGUUUGUAUAUAUAUUUUUAUAUAUAGAAAAUUUUCCAUUUUCCAUAGUUGAUUAUGAAGAGAAGCAUUCUGGUUUAUGAGCAUAUAAUGAAUAGAAGAUUGAUAGAAAAUUCCAAAAUGUCAUUUAAUGGUUUUUCAAAAUUUAUGAACAUUUUGCAAAUUUCAAACUUGGUGAAAGAUUUCCUAAAAACUUGUUUCUCAAAACUUAAAUUGUUGACAAACAUUAAUGAGUAUUUUCAUAAAAUUUAGUAAAAAUUUCCAUGAAUUUAGUAAAAUUUCCAUUAAUUUAGUAAAAUUUCCAUGAAUUUAGUAAAAUUUUAUGUAAAAUAUACGAAUAUUUUUCUUAAGCUUUAAGAAAAUUUUCUUUAACUUCAAAUGUAAGAAAAUAUUAAAUAAAAUUGGAAAUUUUUUCAUAAAAUUUAAGAAAAUAAUUAUUGGAAGUAAAGAAAAUUUUCAUAAGACUUGAAGAUUUCAUCAAAUCGAUUUUUUUUUUAUAAUUCAGCAUUCGGUUUUUUGAGCAUACGUGGAGCAGAGAGAGCAGAAAUAGAAGAUAAUUAGAAAGUUCCAAAUUGUAAUUUAUUGGUAUUCUCAAAAUUAAUGAUAUAUUUCGCAAAUCACAAAUUUUAUGGAAAAUUUCCUACAAAAAUAUUAAUGAAUAUUUUUAUUAAAGAAAAUUUCUUAAAAUUUAUAAAAAUUUUGUUCAAAAUGUAAGAA
Molecule: messenger RNA, 4363 nt
Organism: Stomoxys calcitrans (stable fly)
Lineage: Eukaryota; Metazoa; Arthropoda; Insecta; Diptera; Muscidae
Product: box A-binding factor
Exons: 7
Coding region: 709-3570 (953 amino acids)
Biological process (GO): cell fate commitment; positive regulation of transcription by RNA polymerase II; negative regulation of transcription by RNA polymerase II
Molecular function (GO): DNA-binding transcription factor activity, RNA polymerase II-specific; zinc ion binding; RNA polymerase II cis-regulatory region sequence-specific DNA binding
Source: RefSeq, a predicted model, not a curated record